GUCAGGCUAUUCUCUCUUCUUUUCGUUAUUACCACCACCAAAGCAGAUGCAAGAGUUCAAGUUUCAGGGAUCCUCCUCUAGGAAAUAAGUCUGCCAUCAUCCGUCAUCUCCAGCUGUGUCAGAAUCUGUCACUUUAAUGGAUUGGUAUCUGUAGAAAUUCUGGGUGCUAAAAUACUUAGCCAGACUGACGUUAGCCCUUGUCACCAUGAAGAUAUUACUUUGUGCCAAAUAUUUUCAGUGCCCAGUAAUUCCUGGCUCUAUGAGAGCAUUGCAUAAAAAUUACAGAACAGUGACCCCUCAGAAUUUCUCCAACUAUGAAUCCAUGAAACAGGACUUUAAACUAGAGAUCCCAGAGUAUUUCAACUUUGCCAAAGAUGUCCUGGACCAAUGGACCAAUAUGGAAAAGGCUGGGAAGAAACCUUCCAAUCCAGCCUUCUGGUGGAUAAAUGGAAACGGAGAAGAAGUGAGAUGGAGUUUUGAGGAACUAGGAUCUUUAUCAAGGAAAUUUGCAAAUAUACUUACAGAAGCCUGUGGCCUGCAAAGGGGAGAUCGAGUAAUUUUGCUUUUGCCCAGGAUCCCUGAAUGGUGGCUUGCAAAUAUAGCCUGUCUGCGCACAGGGACAGUUCUAAUUCCAGGAACCACUCAGAUGACCCAAAAAGACAUCCUCUACCGACUACAAUCUUCAAAGGCAAAGUGCAUUAUUACCAAUGAAGUUUUAGCUCCAGCAGUUGAUGCUGUUGCAUCUAAAUGUGAAAAUCUGCACUCCAAACUAAUUGUGUCUCAGAGCCCCAGAGAGGGUUGGGAGAACCUAAAGGAGAUGAUGAAACAUGCCAGUGACAACCACACCUGUGUGAAGACAAAACACAAUGAGAUGAUGGCCAUUUUCUUUACCAGUGGAACAAGUGGAUAUCCUAAAAUGACUGGCCACACCCACAGCAGUUUUGGUUUAGGAUUAUCUAUAAAUGGAAGGUUCUGGCUGGAUUUGACCCCUUUGGAUGUCAUGUGGAAUACCUCUGACACAGGCUGGGCAAAAUCUGCAUGGAGUAGUGUUUUUUCUCCAUGGAUCCAGGGAGCAUGUGUAUUUGCACAUUAUUUGCCGCAGUUUGAGCCAACUUCCAUCUUCCAAACACUUUCCAAGUUUCCCAUCACAGUCUUCUGUUCAGCACCAACUGCAUAUAGAAUGCUUGUACAGAAUGAUAAGGCCAGCUAUAAGUUCAAGAGCUUGAAGCACUGUGUAAGUGCUGGGGAACCAAUCAACCCUGAAGUGACUGAACAAUGGAGAAACAGGACAGGUCUGGAUAUCUACGAAGGAUAUGGACAGACUGAAACGGUACUAAUCUGUGGAAAUUUUAAGGGAAUGAAAAUUAAGCCUGGCUCAAUGGGAAAACCUUCUCCUGCUUUUGAUGUUAAGAUUUUAGAUGUAAAUGGCAACGUUCUACCACCUGGAAAAGAAGGAGAUAUUGGCAUUCGAGUUCGACCUAACCGACCACUUGGCCUUUUUACCCAUUAUAUAGAUAAUCCUACAAAAACUGCUUCAACUCUACGAGGCAAUUUCUAUAUCACUGGGGACAGAGGCUAUAUGGAUGAGGAUGGAUAUUUCUGGUUUGUUUCAAGAGCAGAUGAUAUCAUAUUAUCUUCCGGUUACCGAAUUGGUCCGUUUGAGGUAGAAAGUGCCCUGAUCGAACAUCCUGCAGUUGCAGAGUCAGCUGUUGUCAGCAGUCCAGAUCCCAUCAGAGGAGAGGUAGUAAAGGCUUUUAUUGUUCUGAAUCCUGAUUACAAGUCACAUGAUCAAGAACAACUGAAAAAGGAGAUUCAGGAGCAUGUAAAAAGAAAUACAGCACCUUACAAAUAUCCCAGAAAGGUAGAAUUUAUUCAGGAGCUGCCAAAGACUAUUAGUGGGAAGAUAAAAAGAAACGAACUGAGGAAGAAAGAAUGGGAAACAAUUUAAGUCUAUUCCAUUAAUUAUGAUGGUCUCUAAAAAAUAAGACUCUGUAAAAUCAAAGAUUAUGAAACGGUGGUAAAAAAUGUGAUAGUAUGCUUAUGAACUAAUUGAUUUAAAAUAUCCUGUGGUUAUAACCUCACAGGCUGGAUUCUGAAAUAAAACAUUCAAUAAA
Molecule: messenger RNA, 2114 nt
Organism: Bubalus bubalis (water buffalo)
Lineage: Eukaryota; Metazoa; Chordata; Mammalia; Artiodactyla; Bovidae
Gene: ACSM3
Product: acyl-CoA synthetase medium chain family member 3
Exons: 14
Coding region: 206-1948 (580 amino acids)
Biological process (GO): acyl-CoA metabolic process; fatty acid biosynthetic process
Cellular component (GO): mitochondrial matrix
Molecular function (GO): fatty-acyl-CoA synthase activity; fatty acid ligase activity
Source: RefSeq, a predicted model, not a curated record